GAAUAGAAAUUAAAUUUAUUCUACCGGGAUUUUCUAAAAAUCUCUGAUGCAAUUACUCUUACUAUGGAUUGUUAAUUAUUCUUUAAUUGUUGUUGUUCGUUAGUUUAACCAAUUGUGAUUCGUUUAUUUUUGGUUUGUUUAUUUCUCACUCUCGUUCUUCCGGGUUAAGGUUUUGUUAACCUCAUUGGAAUUGAAAUUGUAUCAAUUUUUGUUUCAAAUUCUCAAUGGAGGAAACGUCUACCUUAAUUGGUGGAUACGAUGUUGUUUUCCCAUUCAAACCUUAUCCUCUUCAAAAAGCUUACAUGAGCCAAGUCAUCAAAUGUCUUAGAGAGAAAAAGAAUGGCUUGUUGGAGAGUCCCACGGGUACCGGUAAAACUCUGUCUCUUCUUUGUUCUACUCUAUCCUGGUUGGAGAAAAAGAAUAGAACACCUUUACUUGAAUACUUUACUUCACCGUCACUUGAUGGUACAUCAGAAUGUCAAGGUGCCAGUUCAGAUGAUGUAGACUUUGUCGACCUCUGUGCCGAGCCUGAUGACCUGGUUGGAAUUAGUAAAGAUGAAAAGAAAAAAGAUGAAAAAAAAGGUCCUGUAAACGAACAACCCACAACCAAAGUUCUUUACUCAUCUCGAACUCAUGCUCAGCUUUCUCAAGCUUGUAAGGAGAUGAAAAGAUCACAUUACAAUUUCAUGCCUGGUCUAGUGAUGGGUGGUAGAGAUAAUCUCUGUAUCAAUGAAGAAGUUUCAAAAUUGGAAAACAAUACAGCUAAAACUCAUGCUUGUCGAGCUAAAACGAAAGCUAAACAGUGUCCAUAUCAUUUGCAGUAUGAAAAAAAAGUUCUAACCAUUGAUGACUUCAACUCGACUCCUAUUUUGGACAUUGAGGACCUGAAUACCCUCGGUAAAAAGCAUAAAGUAUGUCCAUAUUAUGCACUUCGAAUAUUGAAGCAAAAAUCAGAUGUUAUUUUCAUGCCUUACAACUAUUUGUUGGAUCCCUCUGCUCGAAAAGCUCUUGGAAUCGAGAUUGCAAACAAUGUUAUUAUAUUUGAUGAAGGCCACAAUAUCGAGCGAAUAUGUGAAGAUAGUGUAUCCGGUGAAUUGAAAUCUGAAUCGAUUGAAUAUCUUAUCAAAGAACUUAAAACUCUGACCCAUCACUUAAAAAGUUCAAAUCUUAUGAAUACUGUGGCUCCAGAAGCUCUCGAUGCAAUGCAAGGUCUAAGUCUUAACUCGGUUACCUUUCUUAAAGAUAUGUUGAUUGCGUUUCAAGGAGAAGUCGAAAAGGCUGUCCAAGAUGUUCAAGACAAAAAAGUUCACCAACAAAAAUGGAUUUUCGAAACCUUAGAGACGGUUGGUGUUCCAUUUGAAAAACAUACUAGUGUUUUCGAGGCGAUCGAUCAAAUCAUGAACUAUAUCAUCGAGGCAAGUCUAUUCGCCGGUAACAAUAACUUUGCAUCUUUUUCUGCUCAUUUAGAAAAGCUUAAUGACUUUUUCCUGAUUGUAUUUCCUGAUGGAUACGAUGACGAAAAGUCAUGGUUAGAAUUUAAAGGAGAAUUUCUCAAAAAGUAUCGAGUUUUCACCGAAAAAGAGAACGAAGAAAAUAGCGUCUCCAUGAGCAAUGGCCACACUAAAGUUAAUGGCUACUCACAAGCUACCAAGAAGUUCAAGGGUUGGACCUCUACCAAAAGAGAAUCUACUGACCAAAGAAAACCCUGGACACUCUAUUUAUGGUGUCUAAGUGCCAGCAUUGGAUUGAAUAGUCUACAAAAGAAAGGCGCACAUUGUACCAUUAUCACAAGCGGAACUUUGGCUCCCCUUCAGUCAUUUCAAAUCGAGUUAGAGACUCCGUUUCCUGUUAUACUACAAAAUAGACAUAUCAUCAAUGAAUCACAAAUUGGCAUUUACACUCUAUCUUUAGCUUACAAUAAUAUCCGUUACAACACUUCAUACGAGAAUCGCUCUAAUUUAGAGCAUAUCAAAACUAUCGGUCAAUCUAUAGUCAAUUUUUGCAACAUCAUACCCGAUGGAGUUCUUAUAUUUUUUUCUUCAUAUGCUGUCAUGGGAAGUAUACUCAAAGUAUGGAGAGAACAUGAAGAUGAUAAAAAGGGUAGUCUAGGAUGGAAAAUCUUCGCUAAUUUGAGAGCGAAAAAGACACUAUUCGAAGAGCCAAAGGACAAGAACGAGUUUGCCAAUUGUAUUGUUGAGUAUAAGAAAAAAAUAGAUCAAAAAAAUUCAAAAGGAGCUGUUUUCAUGGGUAUUUGUCGAGGAAAAUUAUCUGAAGGACUUGAUAUGGCUGAUCAUUAUUGUCGAGGUGUUUUGAUGGUUGGUUUACCUUUUCCUGCUACCCAAGAUCCUCGAGUUUUGGUUAAAAAACAAUAUUUACAAGAACAAAACAAUCCGGAAUUGAGUCCAACUGAUUGGUACACUUUACAAAUGAAACGAGCAUUAAAUCAAGCUAUUGGUCGAAUUGUAAGACAUAAAGAUGAUUAUGGAGUCGUUCUUCUUAUUGACCAUAGAUUCGAAAAAUUCGUUGCUGGAUUAUCCAAAUGGAUGCAUCCAUAUGUGAAAAAUGUUUCCUAUUCUGAAGCUACGAGAGCGGUCACUGCUUUCUUCCAACGCCAUCAGGCUAAAUCUAAAAAUGAUAUCAUCUUAUAGCGAUUGUAUUUAUAUUUUAUCUUAGAAGUAGAAGAAACAAUUUCUUCCAAAUUAAAUCAAUUUUUUCUGUAAUGACUUUCUUUUGUUUCAUCAUGUAAACAAAGAUUCAACACUUGUAUACUUCAAAAUGAGAAUUAAAUGUUUUUUUGGUGUGAAAA
Messenger RNA from Panonychus citri (citrus red mite), 2806 nucleotides. RefSeq names its product regulator of telomere elongation helicase 1 homolog (gene Rtel1). Gene Ontology annotation, molecular function: hydrolase activity, acting on acid anhydrides, in phosphorus-containing anhydrides; DNA helicase activity; ATP binding. Gene Ontology annotation, biological process: negative regulation of DNA recombination; regulation of double-strand break repair via homologous recombination; telomeric loop disassembly. Lineage: Eukaryota; Metazoa; Arthropoda; Arachnida; Trombidiformes; Tetranychidae. Gene Ontology annotation, cellular component: nucleus. The transcript has 2 exons. The record is from RefSeq and is a predicted model, not a curated record. Bases 225 to 2648 code for a protein of 807 amino acids.